GUCCCGCGCCGAACCCGCCCGUCCUCUCCCGCUCGGACUUUCGCUUUCCCUUCCCCUGCCGGCCCCGCCGGGGUCUGCCCAGCGACCGGUGACGCCUUCGGGCCUCCGCGUCGCGAUUGGCGGGAUGCCCCCUCCCCAGCCAAUCCCUGCAGGCUGGAGGCUGCCGCGGGAGGAGCUGGCUCCGCCCCCCGCGGCGCUCUCGGGUCCCGGGGCCGCGUCCGGCCGCGCUGCGGGGGGUCCGGGGAUGGCGCUGGCGCUGCGCCUCCUGCUGCCGCUGCCGGGGCCCGAUCCCGCCUGCACACCAGGCGCGUAUUGAACACGGUGGUGUCCGAGCCCGGCCCGGGGCUGCCCUGGUUCAGCCGUGUUGGGUACGUGGACGAUCAGGCCAUCUUCGUCUACGCCGGCGGGAUGCAGAGCGUGGAGCCUCGCACAGCGUGGAUGGCGCAGAACGAGGGUCCGGAGUUCUGGGACUUUCGGCUCUUUUGGUCACGGCGCUGGGAGGCCUGGUUCAACGCGAGUGUGAACACCCAACGCUAUGGGGGGCAGGUCCCCAGCCCAGGAUGAGGCCCAGCAGCUCACGUUCCUGCAUGCCAUCUACCCCACGUGUCUCGCUGCACACCAGAGAGGGCAGGACACACUGGAGCCGCACUGCUGCAAGGUGGCUGUGGUGGAGAGGAUUGUGGAGCUCAUUGAGGAGCUUCCUGAUGACUCUCCACCCGGCGCCAUCCUGGCCAACUGCCUGAUUGCUGUGGGCAACCUCAGCACCAUGACACCCACCCUGGAGCCAGAGCUGGAGACCCACCUCCUUCGUGCUGCCCUUCAUGCCCUGUUCACCCUGAGCAUGGAGAAGGACCCCACCCAAGCCCAGGAUCUGCAUAGGGUCUUGCCAGACAUCCUGGAUGCCAUGCUGGGGAAUCUGCUGGCAGAGUCCCCAGGCACCAACAGGCUCCACUACAUCUUGGAGAAUUCAACUGUCAGCAGAUGGAUCCGACUGAAGAGGUUUCAGACCUGAGGAGGCUCUUACCUUCUCAACAGGGACGUCUGUUUUCUAUCAAUAAAUCUAUGAAAGGAAAGGAGAAAACUCUACAGAGGUUCCCCCUGGUGCUCACGUACGUGACCCCUGAUCCCCUCUCAGUCCUCACGGAGAGACCUCGAGAAGGAGACUCGCUGAAGUGAAGCCACAGGGGUCGCCGAGGUUUCCCUGGCCCCUCCCCGUCCUGCCUGGCUGAUGUCAGCAUCUGUCUGUGAGGUCACCACCUCCCCACCACCUUUGACCAAUCGUCUGAGCUCCUGCAAAAGGCCUGUGUGAUGUCACUGCCACCCCCCUCCCUUGCCGUGCUCAUGUCCUGCCACUGGCCAGACACGCUGGAGGUUGGAGCUGCUCCCUGGGGAUCGCCCCACUCAAUGAGGGUUCGUUCUAGGAACAGGGCAGGAUUGACUUUUUGUGGGCCUGGCACCAAACAUAUUUGUGGGCCCCCCUGGGGAAUGAAGAGGCCGGGGCAAGAGUACAGCGGGCAGGGUGGAUUUGAUUUAAAUCACUUGUCAGGAAGUCUCCAUUUAAUCAUGGUUUUCUACAUAAAAGUUCAUUCUUGUUGCUUGUUAUAACCUUAAUACAUAUUCUUCACAACUCAGAGUUCGAUGUAGGUUUCACUUUUAGAAGGGAAACAGUAUACAUUUUUAUACCGUGAUUUAUUUGGAAAACUUUUCAGAUGAGUUUUACAGCUAUGUCACAAAAUGAAUGCGUGUUUGGUUAUUUCAUUUACCAAAGGUAACUGACGCAGAGAUUUAUGAAGUUAUUGGGAGGUGAACUCUCUCCAA
Molecule: messenger RNA, 1818 nt
Organism: Chelonia mydas (Green sea turtle)
Lineage: Eukaryota; Metazoa; Chordata; Testudines; Cheloniidae
Exons: 7
Coding region: 536-1012 (158 amino acids)
Source: RefSeq, a predicted model, not a curated record